AUGGCUAAGCUUUCAACUGAAAUCUGCAAUAAUUCCUGGCUCAUUUAUGGGUCCAAAAUUGGUUUAAAGCUGGGAUUUUGUUCUGGUUUAUUUUGCUGUAUACAGGUUGCAUGGCACAAACCUCAUACAAAUUUCUACAAGCUCAACAUAGACGGUGCGUUCAAUGAGAAAGAAAACUUGGGGAGUUUAGUAGGUGUAUUCAGGAACCAUAAUGGCCACUGGAUAGCAGGCUUUCAACACCACUGCCCAGCUAUAUUACCACUACAAACAAAACUAGAAGCACUCAAGGAAGGCCUCAAUAUAGUAUUUACGAAGGGAUUCACUCCACUGAUCAUCGAAACUGACGCAACAGAGGUGGUUAAUGCUCCAGCUGAAGCAGCCGUCAAUCCAGCAUAA
Molecule: messenger RNA, 396 nt
Organism: Nicotiana attenuata
Lineage: Eukaryota; Viridiplantae; Streptophyta; Magnoliopsida; Solanales; Solanaceae
Exons: 5
Coding region: 1-396 (131 amino acids)
Molecular function (GO): RNA-DNA hybrid ribonuclease activity; nucleic acid binding
Source: RefSeq, a predicted model, not a curated record